AUGAUGAACGCAAACGAAAAUCAUGGAGCCAUUCAGCAGCAUGCAAUACGAAACACCCUCGAGCACCUUUCUGGUGAAAUACAGAUAUUACUGCAAAACGAAAGCCUCUAUGAGAAUCGUAUUCGCGAACUUUCAACAAAUUUGGGUGUUUUUCAAACAGCAUACUCUGCUAUGGAAGACCGGCUUCGAAGACAAGCGGAAGAGAAAAAUGAAUUGUUACACGAGUUGAACACCUUAAAAGGACUGGAAAAACGAGUUAUAUGUUUGCUUGACGGCGACGGAAUGAUCUUCACCCAGGAAUUGAUGAGCCAAGGCCAGGAAGGUGGCCUAGCUGCUGCGAGAAAACUGACCGAACGCGUUCGCCAAUUCAUAUCUACCACUGAAGGAUUUGAACAAUACCAACUUUGGGUGUAUCUCUUCUACAACAAACGCGGCCUUCUAGAGACGUUCGGCCGAGUGGGUCUGACGACGGUUAGAGCCAAGUUUGAUGACUUUAUGAUGGGCUUCAAUCAAGCUGCUGAGCGAUUUAUCAUGGUUGACGUGGGAGGUAGCAAAGAAGCUGCUGAUGCAAAGCUUAAAGUCCAUCUUGAAGAUAACAUCCGUCUUCCACACACUUACAAAAUAUUCUUCGGUGGAUGCCAUGAUAAUGGCUAUGUGCACAACCUUCGUUCUGUUGUCACUUCGAGCCUUGGUCAUAAACUUGUUCUCAUGCCUGGUUAUUCUGAUGUAGCGAUUGAUAUCAGAGCGCUUCAGCUACCUGAGCUCAGAAUACCCGAGCUGUUUAUGACGACUAAACUCGUGGCACCGUCUUAUAAUGCCAUCGCGACCGGUCCCCUGCUCGGACUGGCGCCUACUACUCCAAAAUUGAGCGCACCGCAACCUGUCUGUCCUCCUACUACUCCGCCUGGUAUCAGCUCUUUUUCUGGAGAAGGCCAGGGAGCAAUGGCUCGGCGCGGAAGUCUCCCAAGUUAUAAAUCAGUGUUGCAAACACCGUUAACAAUGUCGACGCGGUUUAACUGCCCAUCAAUGGAGCCAAGUGAGGGUAGUAGCGAGUCCAGCGAAGCGAGCGAGAUUCCGCUUGGCUUGCCGCGAUUGACCCCUCCUUCUCCACCGAAGCAGCGACGUAUCAAUAACCAGGUGGCAUUAUCUAAGCAUGUCCCGCCUCCGUGCACUUUAUUCUAUUUGGCGCAAUGCAGGCACGGUCCAAGUUGUAAAUAUUCGCAUGAGUAUAUCUUAGAAGCGGAACACUAUCAAGAACUAGGAGAGAAUGCAAAGAAGACGCCUUGUAAAGUUACAAACGAAGGCGGAGAUUGUCCAUUUGGAGAUGAAUGCGUUUAUGGACAUUCGUGCCCGAACGGUACAACUUGUUAUUUCCUGAAGUUAGGAAAAUGUAAAUUCGUUGCUGGUGAGGCAUACCGUCACUCUGCACAUAAAACCACCUUCAUCUUCGCUUCAGCUGGUAUGCACCGGCAACCGAACAACUGA
Messenger RNA from Suillus plorans, 1485 nucleotides. RefSeq lists its product as uncharacterized. The transcript is spliced from 9 exons. Gene Ontology annotation, molecular function: metal ion binding. The record is from RefSeq and is a predicted model, not a curated record. Lineage: Eukaryota; Fungi; Basidiomycota; Agaricomycetes; Boletales; Suillaceae. The coding region runs from base 1 to 1485 and encodes 494 amino acids.